AUGGCCCGUGGCCUACAGGAAGCGGCACAAGCAGACCAGUUGGAGAUUAUGCAGUUGCUUUUAGAAAAUGGGGCCGAAAUCGAUGAGGGUGUCAUUAUUAAGGCGAGAACAAUUCCCGCCUUCCAGCUCUUGAUCAAGCAUGGAAUGCAAGUCAAUCAACCUCUGUCGUGGGGUCAUGUGCCUCUCAUGUAUGUUGUGUUGAAAAAUGAUGAGCGCCUACUUGGAUGGUUUCUCGCCCAAGGGGCAAACCCGAACCUUGGCCCCUCUGACACCAAUACUCAGAGGGGGUUUGUGGGACCCGAAGACCAGCCAGUCCCCAACUCAGGCGGCCCGCUAGAGAUGGCGGUAUUAACGAAAAAUCCGAAAAUUGUGGACAUUCUUCUCUCAUACGGUGCGGAGAUGCAGAAUGCGCUUGUGCUUCAUACGUUAAUAUUCGCCGACCGAAACAAUUGGGCUAAGAUGAUGGAGCAUUUAGUCCGGCAUAGAGUAGAUAUCAACAAAUUUGGCUACCAUCCUUUCUUGGACAACGGCGGCACACCACUACUAAUGGCUGCUAAAGCUGGCGAUGUGGACCAAGGACGCUGGUUGAUUGAACACGAAGCCAACCCAUUGAUCCCGGAUGGGUCAGGUCUAUACCCAGUUCAAUGGGCAGAGAUAGCAGAUGAAGAGACAGAGACAUGUGCUCCACCUUUCCGCGAGUGGCAUAAAAAGGCACUGGAUCUAGCUGAUCCAGAAACCAGAGAACGCCUGAAACAAGAGCAUGCUCGGGUUAGAUAUGCUCGCUGUCUGUGA
Messenger RNA from Penicillium riverlandense, 792 nucleotides. RefSeq names its product ankyrin repeat domain-containing protein. NCBI's taxonomy places the organism in Eukaryota, Fungi, Ascomycota, Eurotiomycetes, Eurotiales, Aspergillaceae. The transcript is spliced from 2 exons. The coding region runs from base 1 to 792 and encodes 263 amino acids. Gene Ontology annotation, molecular function: protein binding. The record is from RefSeq and is a predicted model, not a curated record.